AUGUCGUCCAAAAUGUCCCAUAACCACUACGAGGUGAUGUAUGUCGAGCCCAGCUGCACACGAGAUGAGAUCCACAAGCAGUACAAAUAUCUUGCAUUGGUGUGGCAUCCAGACAAGAAGCGCGUCAACCUAUACGCGACGGUGCAAUUACAGGAGCUCAACGAAACCCACCGGGUCCUGGACAAUCCUAAUAAGCGCGCCCUGUACGACCAACUACUCGGUUAUGUAGCAGACAUAUGCGCCAGAAACUUUGUAUCCGAGGAAAGCUCUCACGGUCACGGAGCCCAGGACCCGCACAGUCGAAAAGACUGUAGCAAACUUCCCCUGGGCAGUAACAAGUUCGAUGCAGAGCCAAAAUAG
Truncatella angustata is the source of this 360-nucleotide messenger RNA. RefSeq lists its product as uncharacterized. Lineage: Eukaryota; Fungi; Ascomycota; Sordariomycetes; Amphisphaeriales; Sporocadaceae. The transcript has a single exon. The coding region runs from base 1 to 360 and encodes 119 amino acids. The record is from RefSeq and is a predicted model, not a curated record.